Messenger RNA from Exaiptasia diaphana, 2999 nucleotides. RefSeq names its product proprotein convertase subtilisin/kexin type 6. The record is from RefSeq and is a predicted model, not a curated record. The transcript has 8 exons. Bases 831 to 1985 code for a protein of 384 amino acids. NCBI's taxonomy places the organism in Eukaryota, Metazoa, Cnidaria, Anthozoa, Actiniaria, Aiptasiidae.
UUUAAUCCGUAGCUAAUCGGUUGUUCUAGUCUUAUGAUAACAUCGAUUGCCAGAUUACAAUUGUUGGAUAUACAGCUGUAAUACUGGCUGUCUUCCCGUCGUCCUUAUCGAAUCUAGUGCUUAGUGGAGCCAUUGAUUUUUCGUCGAAAAUGACUUAGUUAAAAUGAAAAGAAAAGUGAGUCAGAAUUUGGGAGUCUGUCGGUUACUACAAAUUGCUGACUUCACAGACGACGGAAAAUCACUUUAGUUCUUAUUGUGUUGGAGACUUCACAGUCGUUGUUUAGCUUUGUUCUUUAUCAAGUAUUACAAACAAGAUAAUCUUCUAUUCACAGAAAAACGGAAAAUCUCAAUUAAACAACGACAAAGGGCUUGURUUAUCAGUAUUGAUAUCACAGCUACUUAUACUAACCACAACUUCCCCGCCAGCAUGUCGACUUGAAAGUUAUUUAGGUAUUGACCUUGUCAAGAGACCACCAUUAGAUGGUAUUCCUUCGUUGACUGUGAUGCCCUUUGUGAUAAGCUAAAGCUUUAUAGACAUCACGUUAAGAACUACAACCUAUUAGCGAACUGCUUAAAUCAGGGCAAUUAGCUCCGUGAAGUUCUUUAGAUCAGYUUGAGCAACAAGUGCGGUUAUCCAGAUCUAACACAGACAACAGGUUUUUAUAACAAAAAACACAUUUUGUUACUCUAUUUUUCGUUUUAUUGCCAAAAAGCCAGAGGCACUUGCUGUAGUAUCAAUUAGUCUAAGAACCGUUGCUUCACUUAGAGGGUCAUUGGACUGACUAAAGCAAUUAUCCUGUUAUUAAAAACAAGUCAAGAUCUUCUAGAAAAUGGAGAAGUUCGUUCUGUUGUUUGCUCUGUGUUGUAUAAAUGGUAUCAAAGCUUCUGGUUCUCAAGAUAAGACGCUGGUUCGUCACAAGAGAUGGUUAUGGGGAGGGUGUGGUCUGAUAUUGAACUGUGACAAAUGUAUUAAUUCACACGUGUGCGUUAAGUGUGAAACGGGCUAUAUCUUUAUGGAGUAUCGUAGUACAUCAUCACAGAUAGUUAAGAAGACUAUACAGUGUACCAAGACAUGUCCAAAGGGAUAUCGAAUCAUGAAUAARACAUCUGGACGAACGUGUGUYUACACUGACAAAGUUUGUAAAGUCCCUCAUUGCAAGACGUGUCAUCCAAGACGUACAAGUAGCUGUAUGAAAUGCUCAAGAGGGUUUUAUCUGUACAGACCGUCCGUCAAAGACAGCGCUAAAUGCGUACGUAAAUGUCCUCGCUGGUGUAGCGCUACGGUGUUACGUGAUGGUACGAAAGAGUGUAUCCUAAGUGCUACAGAGUGCAGAGAACGAUCUCCUAACUGUGAUCGCUGCCUGGACAAGAUAUGGUGCAGGAAAUGCAAGAAAGGUUUUCUUACAUUCUUCAACAGUGGUAAUUUGACGAUGAACUGCGUCAAGGCAUGUCCACCGAAAUAUCGACAAGUCAAAUCGGAAUACUUUGGACUGUACUGCGCAAAACGGGAAAAACGAAAGAAAUGUAAGACUAUUGCCAACUGCGAGUAUUGUCCUAAGAAAUCAAACUGCAAAAAGUGUUCCAAAAAGUACCUUAAAUUCAAAMUGACAGUAUUAGACGAUAUUAAGUGUGUUCUUCAAUGCCCUGAUGGAUUUAAACAAAAAGGAAAAAGAUGCGUACCCUUAAAAGCCAGAGGAUGUCAAGAUGAUUUUUGUAUGGCAUGUAAAGCAGGAUUAUAUCGUGUUCGUAGAGGAYUGUGUCUUAGGCGUUGUCCUAAGGGUCACUAUACAGUGGGCUCUGUCAGGAAAUUCUGCCUCAAAUGCCCCCGUGGAUGCCAAAAGUGCUCUAGUCCCAGUAAAUGCUACAAGUGUCAUUCAAAAUAUCACCGACUUAAGAACAAACAAGGACUGCACUGUGUGCGUUAUUGUCCACCAGGCUAUAAAACAAGASAGCACAAACAACGCUCAGUGUGUCAUCGAGUCUAAUGGAAAAGCUAUUCUCAUAUGAAAGCUGCAACUUGGUUUGUAAAUAUUUAAUACCUCAAGAAAGAAACCACAAGUAAGGCUGAUAAACUUGAUACAGUUAUCGCACAUGGCUGACACCGUCUAUAUGCUAUAAAUGGUGUUUGUGGACUCUCUCUCUCUCUCUCUUGACCAGAAAAGGUCACUGAUAUAGUCCUUAAGAGCUUCAAGAACCGGCCUAGUCUUGUAGAUUUUAGUGCUUUUUGCCUGGUUUGGUAUUCGCAAGACAAAUCUGAAUGGUUAAUAUGUAUCAAAGACAAGAGUUUGCACUUAAUACAGCACUUUGCAAGGGACUAUUCUGAGCUCGUUUGUGUCGUAUAUCACAAGGCGCAUGCGACAAAUCGGAUCGUAUUAUAAUGCCUAGAAGAAGACGAAAGAAGAUGUUUAUUAUUCUUGAAGUUUSCAAACAGACCUCAGCCUUGUAUCUUAUGUUUUUUACUCUGGCUUCCUUCUAUAUGGACAAAGAUGUUCUAAAAGGAACCUUUUAAAAGUUUAUACUUUUUUAAACCUUUUCUCUGCGUGGUGGCUGCAAAACCAAAUUCGAUGUGGCGAUAAACUGCAAAAAGCACUAUGCAUAAAAGUGUUCUCAUGUAAAGGUUGUUUUCAAAGUACAAGCUAUUCUCUCACGCAGACUGUUCUUGUAUAGGGCUCCCUGUGCUCCAUGCUGCUAAUAUUGAAAUCACUUUGACGAGUUGUUAAAUUUAUGAGUUUUAUUGGCUUUGGGAUUAACAUAAAGAGUACAAUGUGACUACUGCUCUAGUCGACCACAAGAUGCAUCGCACAUUUAACACGACCGAUUAAUUUCAAUAAAACUUGCGCAGAUGCAAAACUCUAAGCAACAACAAAUAAAUCUGUCAUUAUAAUAGCCACCAAUUUUAGUUUCUAUACUAGUGCCUGCUGUAAAAAGGAGUUGCUUUUAGCAAUUUCUUUGAUGUAAGGAUUAUAUGAAAGUGUCCGUAAUGAGGGGUGUGUCCGUAA